Molecule: messenger RNA, 995 nt
Organism: Arabidopsis thaliana (thale cress)
Lineage: Eukaryota; Viridiplantae; Streptophyta; Magnoliopsida; Brassicales; Brassicaceae
Product: Disease resistance-responsive (dirigent-like protein) family protein
Exons: 1
Coding region: 339-716 (125 amino acids)
Cellular component (GO): apoplast
Source: RefSeq, marked reviewed
CUCAUGAUCACAUCUAUAUAUAAACUUGCUAUAUAUAGCACACAUCCUCAUCUAUAUAUAUACACUCCCAUUUUAACCUGAACUAAAAACAAGAAAGAAACAUAUUACACGAGAAAAUUAGAGAAACAACCAAGUAAAUAAAAUAAUUAGGUAACCAAACAUGCCAAACCUCAUCCUCAUCCUCGCCGCUCAAAUCCUCCUCUUUACCACCGUUGCCUCCGUUGGAGAUUUUGCUAAAGAAAUGAACCCGAAAAGGUUCCACAAGAAGGAGAAACUCACCCAUCUCCGAGUCUAUUGGCACGACAUCUUAAGCGGUCAAAACCCUAGCUACUGCCAUCAUGAUUCAGAAGGCGGUUUCAAACUCCUCAACCUCCUUCGGAUCAAUCACAAUGACGGACAACGCACUAACAUCUGAUGUGCCCGUUAACUCGACUGUGGUAGGCCAGUCCCAAGGUUUUUACGCUGGAGCGGCCCAACGUGAGCUAGGCUUCUUGAUGGCGAUGAAUUUCGCUUUCAAAACAGGGAAGUACAAUGGGAGUACGAUCACAAUUCUUGGCCGGAACACGGUGUUCUCGAAGGUUAGGGAAAUGACGGUGGUCGGAGGAAGUGGAAUCUUCCGGUUAGCUAGAGGUUAUGUCGAGGCUAGGACUAAGUGGUUCGAUCCUAAGACAGGAGACGCCACUGUUGAAUACAAUUGUUAUGUCUUGCAUUACUGAUAUAAGAGAAAUAGAUAUGUCCUCUGUGUAAUGUUAACUUGAUUUAAAUGCAUAAGAGAGACAUUAAUACUUAAUAAUACCUUAAUUGGGUGUUCUUUUGUUGGUGAGACUAUUCGUUCAGAGAAUUGUUUUGUCUUUUGAUAAACUUGUAUAACAACGUAGUUUAAUUACAAGGAUCUCUGAUGGAUUAACGAUGAAUUAGCCCAUUCACUUACUAACCAAAGCUUGGAACAUAUAUUUGUUUAGUUUAUUAUUCACUUGCUAAUAUGAUGUAGUUAG